Molecule: messenger RNA, 1830 nt
Organism: Lichtheimia ornata
Lineage: Eukaryota; Fungi; Mucoromycota; Mucoromycetes; Mucorales; Lichtheimiaceae
Exons: 19
Coding region: 1-1830 (609 amino acids)
Biological process (GO): tRNA processing
Molecular function (GO): RNA binding; tRNA dihydrouridine synthase activity; metal ion binding
Source: RefSeq, a predicted model, not a curated record
AUGGCCACCAUUGAACGCAAGGCUGGUGAGGCUCCCAUCAAGCCCGAAUACCGUAAAGAGAAAUGGUUCGACGAUGACUCCAACGAAGACGGCUCCAACGCUGUUUUCGGCGACGACGACGCUGAAGGCAAAAGGUUUGGUGGUGGUGACAACCAGAAGAGGAGGAAUACUCGUGGUGCCAACAAGGGCCAACGAGGCAAAAAGCGCAUUGUCGAUGAAGUCAAGAUCUGUAAGAUGUUGGCUGCCAAUCAAGAAUGUAUCUUCAAGGAGGAAUGCCGAUUCUCGCACGAUUUGAAAAAGUACCUCGAGACAAAGCCAGCUGAUCUUGGUGAUCGUUGUAUCCAAUUUGAUCUUUUUGGAAGUUGUCGCCAUGGCUACAAAUGCCGCUUCCUCAAGGCGCACAUGGAUGCGGAUGGUAACCUUAUCAAGAAUGAGGAGCUUAUCAAGAAGAACCCUGUCUACACAACCAAUGGCAUCUCUCCCGAAACACAAAAGGCUCUUAUGAAGGGAAAGUAUGAGUUUCCCAAAGCCACUGCGUUCUUGAAAGAGAUGGAAGCCGAACUUGCCAACCAGCCUGGUGCCCAAAAGAAACGCAAGAUUGAUGAUGUGGAGACUGAGGAUGGGUCAAAGGAAAGCAAGGCUGAAGAAAAGGCUGAGCCAGCUACCGAUUCUUCGUCCAAGCCAGAGAUUGAUGCAGAUUUACCUGAUGUGAAUAUGAAUGUGGAGCCAAAAGUUGGUCCUAUUGAUGAAGAGCGUCCCUACAAAAAGUUGAUUGAUUUUAGAAACAAGACUUAUCUUGCACCUUUGACCACGGUUGGCAAUUUGCCCUUCCGAAGAAUUUGCAAGGAAUAUGGCGUCGACAUCACAUGUGGUGAAAUGGCUCUCUGCAAGAAUCUCUUACAAGGACAACAAUCUGAAUGGGCAUUGACCAAGCGUCACGUAUCAGAGGACAUUUUUGGUAUCCAGAUUUGUGGUGCCAGACCUGAUCAAGUUGCUCGAGCUUGCGAGGUGAUUAAUGAUGAGAUUGAUGUCGACUUUGUGGAUCUCAACAUGGGAUGCCCCAUUGAUCUUGUCUUCAACACGGGUGCUGGUUCGGCUCUCCCCGAGUCUAAGGGAAAGAUGACACGAGUUUUGAAGGGCAUGCGUAGGAUGCUGGACGUCCCUGUCACUGUCAAAUUCAGAACCGGUAUCAAACACGGCGUCUUGACCAACCAAAAAUUAAUCCCUGUAUUUGAAAGCUUGGACAUCAGCUUGGGAACUAUCCAUGGCCGAUCACGCCAACAACGCUACACCAAAUUAUCGAACUGGGACUUCAUCCGUGAUGUGAAGCAACUAUCCAAGAAUAUGCCAAUCUACGGUAACGGUGAUGUUUUGAGUUUUGAGGAUUACAACAAGCAUAAGGAGGAGACCGGUGUUGAUGGCAUCAUGAUCGGCCGUGGUGCUCUCAUCAAGCCAUGGAUCUUUGAUGAAAUCAAACAACAACGUCAUUGGGAUAUCUCAUCAAAGGAACGAUUUGAGAUGCUGAAGCGAUUCUGUGAUUAUGGUUUGGAACAUUGGGGAACUGACAGCCAGGGUGUAAAUACCACAAGACGCUUCCUUUGUGAAUGGCAAUCAUUCUUAUACCGCUACAUUCCUGCUGGUUUGUUGGAGGUUUUACCACAGCGUAUCAAUGAACGCGCACCACCUUUCCGUGGCAGAGAUGAAUUGGAAGAUUUGAUGGCAAGCCCUCGAGCAUCGGAUUGGGUGAAAUUAAGUGAACGCCUUCUUGGUCCAGCACCAGAGGACUUUGUAUUUAUGCCAAAGCACAAGGCCAAUUCAUUCGAGGGAUAA